AUGAGCACUAAGGAGAUGGGCCCUGGAGCUCGUCGAGACACACUAGACGACCAUUUCAGAGACUGGAAUUGGAAGAAGAUCACAUUGCUAGGUCAAGUGUUGUUACAGAAGGUCAUUGAAGCCGUCAGAGCCGAGCAAGAGCAUCGUAUUGCACUUUCCGAACUUGAAGACUCUAUCCGAGAGUCUGAACUAGAGAUAGAGACUUGGGAGGUUGACCAUACAAAACCUAAUCCUUUUGAGAGACACAUCAUAGCAGCCGUUCAGCUGGAGCUCACCAAACAAGAUACCAAGGAGUUGGAGGAUGGCAAUGCUGUGUCUCUUCACUCCGAGGUAUCUUGCAGUAUCCUCAUCAGCACCGGCAUUGAUCUUGAACAUGCCCAAUGUCAACUAUGUGCAGAUGCAGGAUUACUUGGUCAACAUCCAACUGACACUCAACAGACAAGCAUUUUGACCCAUAGCAACACCCUCCUCUGCCAUAUAGAUGCUUGGACAAUGAUCCAAACUUUGUACAUGCCAUCAGUCGCAAACCUACGCGCCAAUAGGUUGAUUGAUUUGUCAAGUGAUGACAACAACAACAACAGUGGCUGUCCCAAGCCAAAUCCCAACUCCGGAAAGGCUGAAGACUUGCAACUCCUCCUGCCUUCUGAGAUCUGUGAUCACAAACUCCUUAAAAUAAAAUGGCCUCUCCGGCUUGCACAAGCUCACGAUGCACUCAACAAGUGUCGCACUCAUAUUCACCUUCAUCAGCAGCUAGUGCAAUUCAAAAACAUCACAUACGUGGUCAGAAUCCCAACACUCGAUGCUGUGGAAGAAUGUCUGGUUAUAAGCCACACAAAAUACUCAUGUGCACAAAAGGCACUCAUUGCUCUAUCCAAUCACCUUGACCAUGUUGACUUCACGGGGCAAUCACAAGGCAGGACCAUCAUGUCCUGGAUCUGGUUGACGCAUGGAAUCUCCAAUGACAAUGCUGAGAGUUUGCAAGACAUGCUUCAUGUUGAGUGGUGCAAGGCCAGGGCACGUCAAAACUGUUGGUCCGAGGAAGUUCAACUUUUGUUGGAAGAGAUGUGGCGAGUUCUUGCUUUUUUCAACUGGCAGGUGCAAUGGUAG
Suillus plorans is the source of this 1107-nucleotide messenger RNA. RefSeq lists its product as uncharacterized. The record is from RefSeq and is a predicted model, not a curated record. The transcript is spliced from 7 exons. Bases 1 to 1107 code for a protein of 368 amino acids. NCBI's taxonomy places the organism in Eukaryota, Fungi, Basidiomycota, Agaricomycetes, Boletales, Suillaceae.